GGCGAGCGGCGGAGUUACGAGAGUUGAUCAGGAGUGGGUCGAUGGAGGCGGUGUGACGCCAAGUUUUACCCUUAAUGAUGUAAAUACUGGGGUUUAAUCGGUGUGUGCCCCCCGUCUCGCCACAGUUCUGGUGUGCACCUUCCUUGUGCUGAUCAGAGACGACACAAGAACAACGUCACCAAUGUAUAAGCAACUACAAAUGGGCCUUCGUGCGUUCCUGCUCCUGGCUCAGAAGAUCUGGAGUUUCGUUUGCUAUGUUCUCCGUAAACAAGCUAGAACUGUUUUGCAGUACCAGCCAGUCAAAUAUGAGGUGUUGCCGCUUUCCCCACUCUCCAAACAUCGGCUCAGUCUGGUGAAGCGGAAGGUUUUAGUCUUAGACUUGGAUGAGACCCUCAUUCAUUCUCAUCAUGACGGUGUUAUUCGGCAAAUGGUGAAGCCCGGUACUCCGCCAGAUUUUGUGUUGAAGGUUACUAUAGACCGGCAUCCAGUGCGCUUCUUUGUGCAUAAACGACCGCACGUUGACUUUUUUUUGGAUAUAGUGUCACAGUGGUAUGACCUCGUGGUGUUCACCGCUAGUAUGGAAAUAUAUGGAGCAGCAGUUGCAGACAAGUUGGACGGUGGUCGUGGUAUUUUGCGGCGACGAUAUUACCGUCAGCACUGUACGCUUGACUAUGGAAGUUACACGAAGGAUCUCGCUGCAAUAUGUCCUGACUUAGCUUCUAUAUUCAUUCUAGAUAAUUCACCAGGAGCGUAUAGGCAAUAUCCAGAUAAUGCAGUUCCCAUUAAAUCGUGGUUCAGUGAUCCCCUGGACACGUCCCUGCUCAACUUGCUGCCCGUGUUAGACGCACUCCGCUUUACAGCUGAUGUGCGUUCCGUUUUGUCUCGAAACCUACACCUUCACCGCUUAUGGUAGCACUCAGGGUUAUAGUUUGUAUUGUGUGGCUGUGGCUCUACAAGUUACUACCGGCCACCUUUAUUGGUCUCAGGGGUAUGUCAGGGUUUUUGAGAAGCCUUGACUUGCCCCCUCCCCCUCCUCCCCUCCCCCCUCCCAUUGGUGCGAGUGGCAAGAUCUUGAGUAAAAUUGUCGCUAGUGUAGUGAACGGUCUAGUGGGUGGCUUCUCGGUAGAACUGAGUGUCACCUAAACAAUUUUUUUUCCCCUGACAAUAGAUUAAUUUAACCUUUAUAGUGCUUGAACACAUUUUUAUAUAGAAUAAUGUUUAGCUAGAGGAUAUAUGUAAAUUAUAUUGAAAAACAUUGAACAUUUAAAUUUUGUUUAUUCCAAGCUUAGAACAUAACUGGGUCAAGUAACAUGGGCUUAAAGCUCUGUUGUCUGUGUAGAACAUGGGCUAAGAGCUCUUCAAUAUGAAAAGUGAGCUUAGAGCUGUUUUGGGUAGAAUGUGGUACAGGUAUUAGAAUUCUUGUCUGAGUGCAACUUGGGCUUAAGAGCUAUGUUGUAUGUUCUCAUGGACCCUGAGCUCUAUUGUUUAAUGUACAUUAUUGACUUGGAGUUCUUGUUGUCUGCUGUGUAGAUCAACUGUAAGCAUUCAUCUCUGUUUAUCAUUGACUGGGAGUUCAUGUGUUUGUAUGUGAUUGACUGAGGACUUCAUUGUCUUCAUAUUUCAUUGAUUUGAGGGCUGUAUUUUGCAUGCAUCAUUGACAUAGAUCUCUGCUGUCUUUGUGUAUCAUUGACUGGAGAGCUCAGUCUUCAUGACUAACAGGCUUAGAGCUCUUCUGUGUAAUGUGGAGUUGGAAUUCUCUGGUCUGCAAUGUAGAAAUAACUUUUUGUCCCACUUACAUUGACAUAAAAGCCCUAACUCAUUAGGUGUGUAACAAUUGAUUCAGAGCUCUCUUUUACAUGAUUGAUAACUGUGAGACGGUGUUUAAAGGACUUCUGACAGACCCUUACUCUUAGAAGGGCUACACAGAGAUGACCCAUUAACACAUAAAGGUACAAAGGUUUCCCCCAUUUGAAUUUGGGUUGUAAGAAAGUGUGUUUGUGUGUUUGUAAAUAUGUAGUUGUGUAUGUAGGCACAGGGUCCUUUUGUUGUUCUUCAGCCUUUUUUUGUUGUGGUGGUGGUGGUGGGGAGGUUGUGUCCAAGACAGUGUGCGCUGAUGUUGGGAGGUAUGGCAAGGGCAUAGAGUGUAGGUUGACGUAAUAAGGCAGGACAGUAGUUUUGAAAAAUUUAAGUUAGGAGUUGCCAAGACUUAAUCAGCUGUCGACAGCCCAUGAUUGCAUCUCUCAUGGAAAGUUGUUGGUGAUGUCUGUAGGAUCUAUAAAUAUAUGGGGUGUUUGUUAGGAUAGUACAAAUCCAAUUUGAAAGCGAGGAUGUUGAUAAAGGCCUCAAAUAACUUACUUUAACUCCUUCGCCUCGUUAACAUACCCGCGGUGUAAAAAAAUGUUCUUUCAAUUCUAUUGACAUAUAUGAAAUUUAGAACAUAUACAAUAUUCUUCAGCCAACCUAAUGUUUUUGAGCCUAAGUAUUUGGCCAACCUACUAAUUCCACUACUACAUUCUUAAAUGAUUUUGCAUAGUAGUGAUGAUCCUUCACACCUUGAGGAGCCGAGAGCAGUAAGGGAAUGUACUUUUACUGCCUGAUCCUUUUCCUAUACAACACCUAGAUUGUACAAUUGGUUGCCUGCAUCCAUGAAGCAGCUGACUUCUGCGGAGGCCAAUAAGAAACAACUUGAGGCCUUUCUUUUUUUUUUAAAGCUAUUGAUCCUGAACAGGAUACACUGAUGGAGAGUUACAGGGUUUAGGAAGUAUUGAAACUUAGGGUACAGUAUAUGAAUGACAGAAUUCAAACUCACUUUUUGUGAUCAUUUAUUGUAGUAAAGUACAGUACAGUAUUUUUUUUAUUCUCAGGUCUUUGACUUUGUAGUGUUUUAAGCACUAGUGUAUUCUCUAGAAAUACUGGCACUUUUGAGAAAGAAAACACCAGCUAUUAUUAAUAAUACAGUAUUCAGCUAUUUUGGUGGCAAUAGUUAAGACUACACCCACCUUCUGUCCCUGAUGGGUUACACAUCCCACCAUACCAUGAUCAAUUUUUGUAUGAUAUACAGUAUAUCAAAACCAGUUAAUACUGUAAUAAUGGUGAGGAACAUAAGUCCAGCACAAAUGUAUGGUGAGGAAUUAAAUAACAUAAGGGAGAAGAAAUUAAGAUGGCAUUGUUUUUAUUUAUUAACAAAGUUAACAUUUUGCAAAAAAAAAAAAAAACAUUCUUAGGGAAUAAUUCUUAAGAUGUGAUGAAUGAUAUUGGACAUUGUUAUAAAUAUGUUAAGAAAAUAUACUCUACAUUAGAAAGUGCUAACAUUAAUAAGAAUUCUACAGAAUGCCUCCAUCAUAAUUGGUAGUUGUAUCAUAUAUUUUAUACAACGUAGCGAAGGGGUUAAAUGUAUGGCGCUCAGCUGCCCAUUCCUAAUGCUGCAUGGCUCCUGGUGAAGCAUGAGUCUUACUUUGGGUGUCUAGUGAAAGGUGAUACAGUAGCCACACCUUUCUUGAGCAGGCCAAGCUGAUUGAAUAUUAAUCUUGUUCUGAUCCUUUGUUCUGUUUGAUUUUUUAUAGAGGUAAAUAUUGCUUUUGAGAGUUACUUACUUGAUUUAGAUUGCUUGAUGCAAAUUAGAGGUUUGGUAUUUCGCUAUUUUAGUCUUUGGGGUUCUGCCAACUCCUGCUUUAUUGCCAUUGUGACAAACUGGCCAAGGUGUGUGUAUGUGUGUGUGAAGGAACUAAUUAAACAUUAACAAAAGUGAUGAGGCUCUAGAAGAAGUUAUUAUUUUAUUUGAUUAAAUAAAAUUAAUUACCUGUAUCCUAGCCAAGGUAAAUUGUGUUAAACUCUUCAUAAUAGGCAAGCUGAAACAUUGAAUGGUCUGUGUGUGUGUGUAUAGAUUUUUAUUAAAUUUAGCUUUGUAAAAAUUCAAACAACGGCAUUUAGAACAACAGUUAUGUAGUAAUUAUGGUAUACAAAAUAACUGAGUCUUAAUAAUCUAGUGUUCAUUGGAGCUAACCUAGGGAAGGGUAGUUAAAUUUUCUCAUUUGGCAGUAAAUUUGUGGCUGAUUAAAGCUUAAUAGUAGCAGACUUCUAUUUGGAUGACAUACAUGUGUGGGUGGGUGUUAUACAUUGUUGUUUGUCAGUAGCUAAUGGAAAAUAAUAUUUGGUGUGAAUU
Molecule: messenger RNA, 4162 nt
Organism: Homarus americanus (American lobster)
Lineage: Eukaryota; Metazoa; Arthropoda; Malacostraca; Decapoda; Nephropidae
Product: CTD nuclear envelope phosphatase 1-like
Exons: 6
Coding region: 182-913 (243 amino acids)
Molecular function (GO): protein serine/threonine phosphatase activity
Source: RefSeq, a predicted model, not a curated record